UAUAUGUUUGAGAGUCUCUCCACAGAAGAUCCAUCUAAAAUCCGCCCACGUGCUCACACGCCAUGCAACAGCAAGCAGUCCAUAAAUCUGUCCUCAUGUGGCGGGGGUUAAACGCAAUUUUUCACAUCAUUUGGCGAUAACCAAAAAGGAACGACGUCCCCUUCUGUCUCUCAGGGUCACCCAGCCCCAGUGAUACAUUAAAACGUUCACGACGAGACGAGCAGACACGGGAUUAAAAAACAAACACACCCCCUUUCCAUCUUGUUUAUGGGAACACGUCCCAUUUUCUAAAAAGGGGAAGUAUGUGUCGCUGUGUGGUUAAAGCGACUCUCACUCCAUCAUGCGUCUCGUGUCUUUGACACCUAAUGCUUCGUCUCACUGCGUCUGCUUUUCUUCACAGAGAGCUUUAGAAAAUUGUCUCUCCUUUUUUGUUAUUUUUUUAUGCUGAUGAUUAUGAAUCUUUAAAGGUGUAAAUAGAUUUACAAAACACUUGACAUUAUAAUCACCCUAUAAAAAAAUUUCUUGAAGGUGUGGCUCCGACUCAGUGCUUCAGGUCAGUUAAUCUCUUGUAUAAUCCAAUAGAUCUUUAGCAGAUUGUGCUCCUUAGAGGGCAUGGCAGUGACGGAGUCCCUGCGGAGGAGGCUUUGCUGUUGCUGUCGUUCUGUUAUGAUCCACAGAGACUCUUUACUUGUAGCUUCUCAGUGCCCUGAUGAGUCAAAAGAAAAUAACUUUUGCCAUGAGGUCACUUUAUGGACUGUACCCUUACAAGUCCACCAUGAUUGGCCUGGAGAACCUUGGGGAUCCUUCAAGCAACUGGGAAAUCGUGGAGACCAUCGGUAAAGGAACAUACGGCAAAGUCUACAGAGUGACCAGCAAAAAAGACGGGAGUCAGGCGGCCGUGAAAGUGCUGGACCCAAUCAAUGAUGUGGAUGAAGAGAUCGAGGCAGAAUAUAACAUCCUGAGGUCGCUGUCAAACCAUCCUAAUGUGGUGAAGUUUUAUGGCAUGUUUUACAAGACAGACAAGUUAUCCGGUGGACAGCUCUGGCUGGUACUUGAGCUGUGCAACGGCGGCUCUGUCACAGAACUCAUCAAAAGCCUGCUCAUGCGCGGCCGGCGUUUGCAGGAGCCUCUCAUCUCAUACAUCUUAUACAGUGCCCUGCUGGGUCUCCAGCACUUGCACAACAACAGGAUUAUUCACCGUGACGUCAAAGGGAACAACAUCCUUCUGACCACUAACGGGGGAGUCAAACUGGUUGACUUUGGGGUUUCAGCUCAGCUGACCAGCGCGCGGCUGCGGAGGAACACGUCGGUUGGGACCCCGUUUUGGAUGGCUCCAGAGGUUAUAGCCUGUGAACAGCAGUAUGACUACUCCUACGACGCCCGCUGUGAUGUGUGGUCUCUGGGCAUUACAGCCAUCGAGCUGGCAGAUGGAGAUCCCCCCCUGGCUGACAUGCAUCCAGUUAAAGCCCUUUUCAAGAUCCCGAGAAACCCCCCACCCACAUUGCGAAGUCCAGACCAAUGGUGCAGAAGUUUUAGCCAUUUCAUCAGCCAAUGUCUGAUAAAAGAUUUCGAGGCUCGUCCAUCCGUCACCCACCUGCUGGAGCACCCCUUUAUCAAGCAGGCCCAUGGCAAGGAUGAAGCCCUCCGCCAGCAGCUGGCAGCUCUCAUCCAAGAGCAGCAAGAGUUCAGCUAUAAAAGCAAAACCAAGCACGAGCGGAUCAAUUCUCGUAAAACUCUCAUAGUGGAAAGCUGUCCGGGUGAUGAUCUGGUAAACCUGGAGUUCCUAGACGAGGAGACGAUAAUUAGUCAUCUUCACAAGCGGUACGAUGAGCUGCAGGUGUACACUUAUGUUGGAGACAUCCUCAUCGCCCUCAAUCCCUUCCAGAACCUCAGCAUCUACUCUCCUCAGUUUUCUAAGCUGUACCACGGCGUGAAAAGGGCGGACAACCCUCCACACAUCUUCGCCACUGCGGAUGCGGCUUAUCAAGGGAUGGUGACAUUCUGCAAGGACCAGUGCAUCAUCAUCAGUGGAGAGAGUGGUGCAGGGAAAACUGAAAGCGCCCAUUUGAUUGUUCAGCAUCUUACUUUCUUGGGAAAGGCAAACAAUCGAUCUCUACGUGAGAAAAUCUUACAAGUCAACCCUCUGGUUGAGGCCUUCGGAAACGCCUGCACGGCCAUUAAUGACAACUCCAGCCGCUUUGGCAAAUACCUGGAAAUGAAAUUCUCCCCGACUGGAGCAGUUGUUGGAGCCAAGAUAUCCGAGUACCUGCUGGAGAAAUCCAGGGUCAUCAAACAGGCUGCAGGAGAGAAAAACUUCCACAUAUUUUACUACAUGUACGCCGGGCUUCACCACCAAGACAAGCUGAAGACUUACAGGCUGCCAGACCGGACACCUCCUAGAUACAUCGACAGUCAUCAGUGCAAAGUAAUGCACGACAUAGUUUCAAGAAAACUGUACAAGGAGCAGUUUGAUGCAAUUCAGGAGUGCUUCAGAAAUAUUGGUUUUACUGAAGAGGAAGUGAUCUCUGUUUACAGGAUUCUGUCUGCCAUUUUGAACACCGGAAAUAUUGAAUUUGCUGCCAUCACUUCCCAACAUCAGACUGACAAGAGUGAAGUACCAAACUCAGAGGCUUUGGAGAAUGCUGCAUCUCUCCUUAGCAUCGGUGCAGACGAACUCCAAGAAGCGCUGACCUCCCAGUGCGUGGUCACCAGAGGUGAGACCAUCAUCCGAACCAACAGUGUGGACAAAGCCACAGACGUCCGAGACGCCAUGUCCAAGGCCCUGUACGGCCGCCUCUUCAGCUGGAUAGUGAACCGCAUCAAUUCGCUGCUGCAGCCUGAUGUGAAUAUCUGUGCCGCUGAGAGCUGCAUGAAUGUGGGAAUCCUGGACAUCUUUGGGUUUGAAAACUUCAAGAAGAACUCAUUUGAGCAGUUGUGCAUCAACAUUGCAAAUGAGCAGAUCCAGUUUUAUUUCAACCAGCACAUUUUUGCCCUGGAACAGAUGGAAUACCAGAGCGAGGGAGUGGAUGCCAGCCUGGUGGAGUAUGAGGACAACAGGCCCAUCCUGGACAUGUUUCUGCAGAAGCCCAUGGGUCUGCUGUCUCUGCUGGAUGAAGAGAGCCGCUUCCCUCAGGCCACUGACCAGACGCUAGUGGAUAAGUUUGAAGAUAAUUUGCGCUGUAAAUAUUUUUGGAUACCUAAGCGUGUGGAGCUUUGUUUUGGAAUACAGCAUUAUGCCGGGAAGGUGAUGUACUGUGUGAACGGCUUCCUGGAGAAGAACAGGGACACUCUUCCUGCAGACAUCGUUCUGGUGUUGAGAACCUCAGAGAACAAACUUCUGCAGCAGUUGUUCUCCAGUCCUUUAACCAAAACGGGAAAUCUGGCAACGUCCAGGGCUCGGGUCACUGCUGCGUCCAGAUCUCUACCGCCGCAGCUCGGCUCAGGACGCUCCAAGUCUCCCAAAUACCUUUUAAAGGUGGACACUAUGGAGAUGAUGCGCCACCCCGACGAAACCACCAACAUGAGGAGACAGACCGUGGCGUCCUAUUUUCGUUACUCCCUAAUGGACUUGCUGUCUAAGAUGGUUGUUGGCCAGCCACACUUUGUCCGCUGCAUCAAACCCAACGAUGACAGACAGGCUCUGCGCCUCUGCAGGGAGAGGGUGAUGGUGCAGCUGCGCUACACUGGCAUCCUGGAGAUGGCCAACAUCCGCCGGCAAGGCUACUCCCACCGCAUUCUGUUUGAGGAGUUUGUUCCCAGAUACUACUAUCUUGCCUUUCGGGCUCAUCAGAUGCCUGAAACCAGCAAGGAGAACGUUGUUCUCAUCCUGGAGCGGACCAAACUUGAACACUGGGUCCUGGGAAAAACCAAGGUGUUUCUGAAGUACUACCAUGUGGAGCAGCUGAACCUGCUGCUGAGGGGCGUGAUGGCUCGGGUGGUGGUGAUGCAAGCCUACACUAAAGGCUGGCUCGGAGCCCGACGGUACCAGAAGGAGAAGCGCAGGAGGAACCGAGGGGCCGUCAUUAUUCAGUCCGCUUGGAGGGGCUACGUCGCUCGCCAGAAUGUCAAGCAAAUAAAAAUGGAGCGGGAAGAAGCCGCAGUCCACAAACAGCCAGUGUGCCUUGACGAAGAUCAAAGUGGGCACAUUAACCUUCCCAGCCAGCCCCCCACCACCACCACCGCCCCUCAUCCUUGGAGCCACUCACUGGAGACCUGGAGUGGGUGCCAAAAGGGGCAGGAGAGAGGAGGGCAGGGGGAGGAGAUUUGGCAUUGUUCCCCUUGGCUCUCUUAGGGGCUGCCCUCAUCUGGCACAUGGAGCAUCUCAGUCGCCUGCACACCUUGUGUAAAUGUGCUCCAUUAAACCCUUGUAAAUAAAGCUGCAGAAUGGGUAAACACGGGUUCGGUGUGAGGAAAGCCUCUCUGUCGCCGCCGCCGUCUUUCUCUUUUAGCUAAGUGUGUUUGUGUGUGGCCGCCGGGGUUCACGUGGAAGGAGGGGUGGGGUGGGGUGAACCUGACAUAAGUGGGGCCUCAGCACCCCCGGCAGAGCGCUCCAGCACAUUCGCAUUGUGUGUUCUCCACAGCUUAUAGCCUUUGAGGUGGGCCGCAUUUGCAUUUUGAAAAUAAACAGAUGCCUUUCAAAUGCAUGAGCCUGGUGGCGUCUCAGAUCCCAGCGGGGACUGGAGGACAUGCUCUCCAUCAAUCAGAUUAGACCAUGCAAAGGAGAACCGUUGCUCAACAAUGUACUUGAGCUUUCUCUUUUUUUGUGCAUAUAAUUUUACCAGAGAAACACAAAGCGGAUUGACGGAGUGGCUCAGCGAGCUCCGUUUACCAUCCAUCUGAGCCCAGUAUGUCUCAAUAAGCGCUACCUUCCUGCUGCUGCUGCACCACUGUGCUUUAAUGCAUGCUAAAUGCAUUUUGCUUCCACGAGCCACAUGAACGAUUUUUCAAUACAGGAAUUUAAAGGACAUUCGUUCAGUUGUUUUAAUUGCCUCUAAUUACAAUCAAAACAACAUAAUAGCUGAAGGAAAAUGGUUUUAUGACAAUAAAAUGAAAAUUUACUGCAAUAUCAACAUGUUUUUAAAGCAAAUGUUGGUAAUAUAGGAGAAUUGAUGUUUAAAGUCCCACUCAUUUCAUCUUUUCAUCUAAUAUAAAAGCAUUCCCAGUGGCUUUUUAAUCAUACACUAAAAAAAAAAAUCACAUUUAAAUCAUUGGUUUUCAUCAAAUUAAAAUAUUGAGAUUUUUUACUGAACUCAGAACUAACUUUUGUUAAUUGAGCCAGUAUGUUAAUUUUUACAGUGUCUUUUUUAGCCAAAAUAUUUGUGUUGUUUUCUAGAACAUAGUUUCUGUAGAAUUUUGCCUCUGGGUUGUGGGUAGCGGAGUGAGUCUCCCCUCUUUUCCCAUCAUCCCAUUGUUAGCACUCUGUCCUGCUAGCUUACAGCCUUCCACCCCCAACCUAGCAUGAUUGGGGCAACAAAAAUGGUGAGCAGUAUUUGAGCUAUUCACUUGUACAGGUUUGAGCCGGAUUCCAGCUGGGAGGAGGAAAACAAAGACGUACAUGGAUUUAUUUGUCUGGAUGCAUCAGAAUGGAGCGGAGCAUUGGUGUCCGCCGACUGUAGCACUUAGGUCUCUGCUACGGGCAUUUUUUUCCUCUGAUUCGCAAAGAUUUGAACAAAGAAAUACUCAGAAAUGCCAUUUUAAGUGUAAUUUUCUGUUCUCGAUUAUGAGAAAAAUGCCACAAGAACAUGUUUAAAACACACAAUAAAUGAUUUUCUUUGGAGUGGGGCUAUAAAAUAGUUUUUAGAGACUUUAUUUUAUCUAGUCUUUGUAAUUUGUAGAAAUGUUUUAAAAAAUAAUCAAAACUUAUUAAUCCACGAAUGUCACCAUUUCCUGAUAUUUCUGCCCAUGUGAUGAUCUGAUACUUAUAUCC
Oryzias melastigma (Indian medaka) is the source of this 5926-nucleotide messenger RNA. RefSeq names its product myosin IIIB (gene myo3b). The record is from RefSeq and is a predicted model, not a curated record. Bases 710 to 4291 code for a protein of 1193 amino acids. Gene Ontology annotation, cellular component: myosin complex. The transcript is spliced from 30 exons. Lineage: Eukaryota; Metazoa; Chordata; Actinopteri; Beloniformes; Adrianichthyidae. Gene Ontology annotation, molecular function: protein kinase activity; cytoskeletal motor activity; ATP binding. Gene Ontology annotation, biological process: protein phosphorylation.